Didymosphaeria variabile is the source of this 1812-nucleotide messenger RNA. RefSeq lists its product as uncharacterized. Lineage: Eukaryota; Fungi; Ascomycota; Dothideomycetes; Pleosporales; Didymosphaeriaceae. The transcript has 8 exons. The coding region runs from base 1 to 1812 and encodes 603 amino acids. Gene Ontology annotation, molecular function: oxidoreductase activity. The record is from RefSeq and is a predicted model, not a curated record.
AUGAGGUCGUAUAAAAUCGCUGCAGUGUCACUGCUGACGGUUUCAACGUAUGGCUCCCCUUUAUUCACCACUGAGGGCGGCUUGGUGGAGAAGCGGCAGUCUCCAGGCUCGUACUAUGCCAUCACCGGCGCGUCAGGGGGUGUUUAUCCCCGUGUAGAGGUUCGCGAUUUGGAGAAGGCAGGUGGAGAGCCAUGGAAUCUGUUCUUGCUCGCCAUGACGGAAUUUCAGGCGAUGGAUCAGCACGUCAUUGAUUCGUGGUAUCAGAUUGCAGGAAUUCAUGGGAUGCCCUAUUAUGCCUGGGAUGGUGUAGAAGGCAGCAAUCUGGAUGGGAAGAGUGCCGCCUUUCUGGGUUACUGUCCGCACAACCAUCUGCUCUUCGGCACUUGGCAUCGUCCUUAUCUCGCUCUUUUCGAGCAAAACCUGCAAAAGGUCGCUCACAGCAUCGCUGCUCAGUUCCCUACAGCGUUGCAAACCAAGUAUCAAGAUGCAGCGACCAAAAUCCGCAUCCCCUACUGGGAUUGGGCAAAGGCUCUUCCUACCGACCAGCCCGUAGUGCCUACUUCCAUGACGACCGAAAAGGUCUCGGUCACGUUUCCUAAUGGCACGGCUGCGCAAAUCGACAACCCACUCUAUGACUACAAUUUCCAUCCUUUGGACAAUAAAGAGAUAAACGGAACGGGUUGCCCGCUGUUCACCGGCCCAGGAGGCGCCACCGGAGGUUUACCCGCAGUCUGUCAAGACAAUGACCGAACAAUUCGUGCUGGGCAGACAGCUAGUGAUCAUCCCGCGUUGAACUCCAAGCUUCGAUCCAUCCUAUCUAGUCAGCGGACGUUACUCUACAACAUUCUUUCGCAGUAUCAAACGUUCGCUCAGGCGUCCAGUGCGCAAGCUUGCGAUGGGACUGCAAAAGCUGGCACCCUCGAGAAUCUCCACAAUGCUAUUCAUAAUGCCAACUUCCCCGGACAUAUGAGCCCAAGUGGGGCGACGGCUUUCGAUCCCAUGUUCUGGAUGCAUCACGCCAAUGUUGAUCGCCAGCUUGCACUUCACCAAGCCAUAUUCCCUGGUACAUAUAUUGUUUCCUGCGCUGCAAACACGCCGACCUACACCAUCAGUAUUGGAGACCAGCUAGAUGCCUCUUCGCCCCUCACACCAUUCCACAAGAACGCCGCUGGCGAUUUCUGGACCUCGAAUUCCGCGCGCAACAUCCAGGACCUGGGCUACACCUACCCCGAGCUAGCUGACAGCCCUACGAACGCUACUCUAGUCGCGUCCAUCAAAGCGCAAUACUCUGGUCCGUCUGACGUGCUCGUUACAUCCACUAAAGCGAAGCGCGUGUCUGAACGUGACACUACACCGGCAACAAAAGAACUCUACCUCGCCGAGAUCAACCUCCCAUCCUACGGUCUAGACAACGGCGCAGGCGGCGGUGCACCUUACAAUGUGCUACUCUUCCUAGGCGACAUUCCCUCCGACGUGAGGGACUGGCAGAACGCAGAGUCCUUCGUCGGGCUAGCGUCUACACUCGGUGCGCCGAUGUUGCAAGUUGAUCAGACGACUACUCAUACCAUUGACUUAUCCCUUGCGCUUAAAAAGGCUAUUGAAUCUGGUGCGACGACGGAGGAUGAGGCGCUGGGUUACUUGAAGCAGCAUCUGCACUAUAGACUUGGUCUGGGAGAUUUUGAGAUCGAGAGGGACCAGGUCAAGGGGCUUGAGGUGUCGCUUAUUAGCACUGUUGUUGAGGUUGCUCAGUCAGACGAUGCUUUUGAUCGGUGGGUUGGCGGGUUCAAGGAGCAUGGUUUAAUUGAGGGGUGA